UGACUUUUUGGGGAAUCGCACGUUUCUCUGCGUCCAAAGGAGGAGGAUACAUCUAUCUGCCACGACAUGUUUAUAGAGGAACGCAUUGUAACGCUUUUCAAAAGGAACUGGCAGCACACGUUGACCUACUGGAGCGUCUUCUUCAGCUUUGGACUAUGCAUCGCCUUCCUGGGCCCCACCAUCCUGGACCUGCAAUGCCAAACGCAAUCCACCCUCCAACAGAUCACCUGGGUGUUCUUCUCUCAACAGUUUUGCCUUCUAAUCGGCAGCUCCAUUGGUGGUGUUUUCAAGAAAACGCUGUUCAGUGCACUGUGUGCGCUCUUCGUGUCCUCGCUGAUGAUCUCGGUCAUUUUCGCCAUAAUCCCGUUCUGCUACAACGUGCUGAUCCUGGCCAUCGCCAUGGCAGUCACUGGGCUGGCAAUGGGGGUGAUUGACACCAUAGCAAACAUCCAGCUGGUGUCUAUUUACCAGAAGGACUCUGCUGUCUUCCUCCAGGCUCUGCACUUCUUCAUUGGCUUCGGGGCGCUGGUGAGCCCGCUGAUCGCAGACCCCUUCCUGUCCGAGCACUGUGGCAACAGCACGGCAGGAGAGGAGUCCAUCCACUUCCACAGGAGCUCAGUGUACAACAUACGCACCUUCAACACCUCCACAGCUGCAGCAACAGCAGCGCCCCCGCAUGGACCGGAGGAGGAGUCCAUCGUGUCAUAUGCGUUCUGGAUCAUGGCCGUUAUUAACCUGCCCGUGCCCAUGGCGGUGCUGGUGCUGAUGUACGUGGAGAAGCUGGUGCCCUGCUGUCCUGGGAGCAACACACGCCUGCUGGACAAGGACGAGCUCUCCAUGGAGACGCAGGGGACGGAGGCAGCAGCCGCCCCCGACACACACACACACACACACACACACACGCAGACGCACACGCAGAGCCCACAGGAAGAGGAAGUGGGAGGUCAUGGGGACCUCUUCAGCUGCUGUAAAAACGGGAACCUGAGUGGACUGCCACCGUCAUUCUUUGGGAUCCAUAUCUUGGGUGGGAUCGUGCUCUUCAUGACCGACGGGAUAGUGGGUGCGUAUGCGGGGUUCGUGUACACGUAUGCGGUGGCCCCCCCGAUGUCCCUGCCCCCUAAGACGGCGGGGUACCUGGCCAGCCUCUUCUGGGCCGCCAUCACCGCGGGCCGCCUGGUGUCCAUCCCACUGGCCUACCGCUUCAGACCCGUGCGCCUCCUCAUGGUCAACCUGGCAGGAGUGAUCGUCACGGUGCUCCUGCUGCUCCUCCUGUACACCAGCAGCACGUUCCUGUUCGUGGGCACCUGCCUGCUGGGGCUGUUCCUCAGCAGCAUCUUCCCCUGCAUGCUCGCCUACACCGAGGAUGUGCUGGAGUACCAGGGUUGUGCCACUACGGUCCUGGUAACAAGUGCUGGAUUGGGAGAGAUGGUUCUCCAGGUGGUGGUCGGAUCGAUUAUCCACACGGCCGGCAGCUACAGUUUCUUACUCUGCGGGAUGAUCAUCGGCUGCAUCGGCUUCAUCGUCUUCUUUGCUCUGCUGCUGUGCCAUCGCCUGCACAGGAACUACCUGACUGGGACGUCUAAAAAAACCACAAUGGUAGAGGAGCCUCCAUCAGAAAAGAAUGAGGAAAGAACAUAACAGCAACAUAAC
This is a messenger RNA of Sardina pilchardus (European sardine), 1650 nucleotides long. It is a transcript of the gene slc60a1b, whose product is annotated as major facilitator superfamily domain containing 4Ab. Lineage: Eukaryota; Metazoa; Chordata; Actinopteri; Clupeiformes; Clupeidae. The record is from RefSeq and is a predicted model, not a curated record. The transcript has 10 exons. The coding region runs from base 67 to 1638 and encodes 523 amino acids. Gene Ontology annotation, biological process: transmembrane transport.